GACAUCUCAAUGUUCCGUGAAUUUUUGCUAGUAAAAUUGAUAAAUGCUGAAAAGGCAACAUUUCAAACGCCAACAUUUUCGCAAAAACGUGAAAGAACUUUGGAAAUGUUGAUUAAGGAUUUACAUGAGGACUACGUGGGCGACAGCAAAUUGAACAUGCUAAAUAGACGCGCCUUCUCUGAAGUGCUCUACGACGUGCCAAGAACAUCAAAGCUGAAGGAGGACGCAAGGCAAAUAGAAUUUGUACGCAUUGGACAAGCACUUAAGCUGGAAGCCAUUGUACGCGGUGAUGCACCCACUAGCAUUGCUUCAGCGAGUCCUUGUACUAUAUUUAAAAACCCACCUUGGGGCCCUGAUAUAUUUUACCCCACAUUUCCGCACAGAGGUACGCUGGCUGGUGAUUCCUUUGGCAGCAGUGAUGAAUGUUUGUUUAUUGCAACUGAUGAUGGCACCUUCCUGAUGAAAGAAGAUCAAUCACAUCAGCUUAUUUUUGACAAGACUUUUUAUGUGCGGCAGUUGAAUGUUUUGGAGGAGCAUGGUUUGGUUUUGAUACGUGGCGGCUCAGUCACCAACCGCGAUUCGCAUCGUGUACAUGUUUUUCGUUUGCGUGAGUUUCAACCAAAAUGUGCAGAGGAGUCAUUCAAGUGUCGCAGUCGGGCGGAGGUGAAGGAUCGCCGCAUUGACAGGACACGCGGUUGUCAUUUGUUUGCUAGCUCGCGUGUCAAUGGUGGUCAUUUACGCUUAGUGGUCGCUGUUGGCAAAAAGUUGCAGUUAUUCCAAUGGAAACAUACGGCUGCAUGGGCUUCGUGGUGUUCGGAAAACGAUACAGAAACAGCUGAAGGUUUCAUUUUUCAAAAGGAAAUACAGCUGAGUGAAUCGCCGUCGAUUAUUACGCCAUUAGAAGGACCAACAAAUACAAAUGCUGGUGGUUUUAUUUGUGUUGGAUAUAGGUAUCAUUAUGAAGUUAUCUGUGAUCAAACUGGUACAAUUACACGUUUACACGAAGUGGAACCAUCAAAAAGAAGUCAAGCACAGCUUACAGAUGCAAUUGAACUAUGUGACGGCCUAGAAACUGAACUACUGCUGUGCUAUAAUCAUACUUGCCACUUCCAAAAACUGAAUCAAAAGGAUGGCACCACAAGCGAAUUUGAUUUUCAUUGGAAUACUUCGCCAACAUCAGUUGUGUGUGCAUUUCCCUAUAUACUGGGUUUUACCUCGGACUCAAUGGAAAUACGACUACUUGUUAAUGGUAAUUUAGUAGACACAGCAAUAAUGCCAGAAUUGCAAAUGAUCACAUCGAAAAGAGAUAUAUUCUUUGUCAGCACGGCACCUGAGAUACGCUCAAAAGAGUUAAAUAUAAAGGGACUGCAAAUCAAUGAACUCACACCAGAACGUCGUCUAGUCACAACACCAAGUGAAACUUCAUCUAGCGAAGAGCUGACACGGGACAAUUAUGGUGAUUUGUCCAGUGUUUGCAGUAAUAUGACCAGCAAAGAUAUACCAAUAAAUCCAGAACAUGAACUAACCAAUUUACUAGAAAUACCAAAUGCAACAGGACAAUUGCCACAAAUACAACGAGCGCGUUCCUUGCAAAAAACAAGUAAUAUAAUGGAAGAGAAGCCAUUUAUAGCCAAAAGUAAUUCCUGUGGCGACUCAUAUCAGUCAAAUAACACUGCUCUACGUAGUAAUUCCAUAUUGGAUCAACAAACUAUACAACUACAAACAAGUGUACCACCGAACUCCCCCAGAAAUAAUACCAACAACACCAAAUGUAAUCAACACUCCCCAAUGUCUCCAACGAAACGUAAUUCUAAAUAUCGUAGUCUCUUCAAUAGCGGCAACAACAAUAAUCACAAUAACGGCAACAGCACUGAGGGUUACUCAAGCUCACCGGAUCGUUGCAAGCCACUACGCGUAUAUCGUAUACCACUGACUAAACUAACCGGUGCACACUCUCAAUUCCACAUGCACUCAUUCAAUACCAGCACACAGUCGCAGAUACCAUUGAGUUCUCAUGGCCUUACCAUGAAACAGAAAUCUAUUGAUGUACAAUUACCUCUUAGUCAGGUUAGUGAAGCUGUACUCCAGGAAUGACAAACAAAUCAAUAUAGAAACAUAACACAGGGCUCACAGCCAAAAUAUAGGGAAAGGCGCAAAUCAAUUGAAAUUAGAGAUUUUGAAGACAAUAAAUUCAAUGAAGAAGAUGAGAGACGUUUAGAGAUAUUGAUGCUUCAAGAUGAGGAUGCGGAUGCGGAUGCGAAUGAGAAUGAAACUGAGGACUUGGCUACACAACAACAAAUAGAUUUCAGUGUGUUGCUGAAACAGGAACUGCGCAGGUUUCAAGAAAAUCAAACAAGACAAAAUUGAAUAGAAAACUUUUAAUAUAAAGUAAAAUAACAUUUAAAUUAAAAAAAAAUAAUAUUAAAUAAUUAGACAUUCAUCAAAAUACAAAUUUUCAAAUGCUGGCCAAUCUGAAAAGCUAAGCAUGCAUGUACCUAAAGUGUAGGGUGUACACAUAUGUCGAAAGGACAAUUCAAAUUGUGGUAAACAGGAUUCUGUUUUAUAUAUGAAAGUUACAUUAUUUGAUAUUUUAUGCAACGUUGAUA
Molecule: messenger RNA, 2606 nt
Organism: Teleopsis dalmanni
Lineage: Eukaryota; Metazoa; Arthropoda; Insecta; Diptera; Diopsidae
Product: GTPase-activating Rap/Ran-GAP domain-like protein 3
Biological process (GO): regulation of small GTPase mediated signal transduction; activation of GTPase activity
Cellular component (GO): cytoplasm
Molecular function (GO): GTPase activator activity
Source: RefSeq, a predicted model, not a curated record